Anguilla anguilla (European eel) is the source of this 1867-nucleotide messenger RNA. RefSeq names its product myocyte enhancer factor 2b (gene mef2b). NCBI's taxonomy places the organism in Eukaryota, Metazoa, Chordata, Actinopteri, Anguilliformes, Anguillidae. The transcript is spliced from 9 exons. The record is from RefSeq and is a predicted model, not a curated record. The coding region runs from base 577 to 1845 and encodes 422 amino acids. Gene Ontology annotation, biological process: positive regulation of transcription by RNA polymerase II. Gene Ontology annotation, molecular function: protein dimerization activity; DNA-binding transcription factor activity, RNA polymerase II-specific; RNA polymerase II cis-regulatory region sequence-specific DNA binding.
AUGAAGUGCAGUUCACACAGUGAACAUUACUCAGACCUAACCUAUGCUAAGUCAAACUAGGAGGCAUUACAAACUACAAGAUCAAGAUGAUACAAGGCAAAACAAGUGCUGGAUGGUACAUGUGUAGCAUGAAAGAGGGGAAUUUAAGUGACUUUUCAGCCAUCUUUGACACCAGAAUAGGGCAGGGGAAAAAAUCUUUUCAGGAAAUAUAAAAAAAAUAAAAAAUGUUCUUGAAGCAAAAGAAAAUAAAUAAAAACAAUUAAAUAAAUGUUUUAUAACAAAAUUGCUAUGUACAAUUUUGUUUGCCAGUCACUGUUACUUUUUUUGUUUGAAGGGAUUUCCACAAUCAUUGAGCCAAUAGAGAAACAUGCUGGCACACUCCCAGUAUCAAUAUCUCUGUAAAAGGCCCUUCUGUUCAUCUGGGUUAAACUACCAAGGCAGCUGUGUCUCUGCAGUGCAGUCCGUAGGGUCUCCUGCAAAAACGAUGCCAGGAACAGAAGAACCUGCCGUUGUCCAUUUAUGAACAUGGUGCAACAUUAAAGAUAAACCAUUCGUCUGUGACCACACUCAACAACAAUGGGGAGAAAGAAAAUUCAGAUCUCACGGAUUCUUGACCAGCGAAACCGACAGGUGACCUUCACCAAGCGGAAGUUUGGGCUGAUGAAGAAGGCCUACGAGCUCAGCGUGCUGUGCGACUGCGAGAUCGCCCUCAUCAUCUUCAACAGCACUAACCGCCUCUUCCAGUACGCCAGCACCGACAUGGACAAAGUGCUGCUCAAGUACACCGAGUACAGCGAGCCCCACGAGAGCAGGACCAACGCAGACAUCCUGGAGACCCUGCGCAGGAAGGGCCUGGGGCUGGAUGGGGCGGAGCUGGACGCAGAGGAGGCCGUGCAGGUGGCUGCGGAGAAGUACCAGCAGCUGAACGAGGGCCUGGACCUCACCGUGGCACGCCAGCGAUACUACGCACCCCCUGUCCUCGCUCCAGAGGCCCAGUACUUGGUGGCCACAGGCUGUGAGAACGGAUUCAGUGCCCCUGGCCUGGGGGCGCACCGGACCCCAGCCUUCAAGCCCGUCGGGCCGAAACUGGGCUCCCCGGGAGCACACCACACGCUCUCUUCUCUCGUACCCCCACACUCAGGCAUUGGCUACUCGAUGUUCUCCCAUGGCAACCUGAGCAGAGCUUUGGAGAUGAAGACUCCACCCCCCCUGAACCUGGGCUGUGAGAACCGGCGAGCCGAGGCACACCCCGGUCUGCCUGGUGCGCGCGCCAACCUGAGCAGCGCGAGGGUGCUUUACCAAGGCAUGCACUCUGGGAGCCAUUUGAUGGGCGUGGGCAAAGCGGGGCUUCUAGGUCACAGUCUGGGGGAGUACGGCCUCUCCCCUGCUGGCAUCCCUGAAUACCCCCACCCGAGCUUCUCUCAUUCUGUGAACCUACAGCGAAACUCAGUGAGUUCCUGGCAGCCAGCACAGCACCAAGAGGCACACGCGUCUCACAUCGGUCCAGGAGUGCCCGAUGGAGGGUGUGCAUUUUCGGCGCAGACGUCCCCGUCCUGCUCGCCGGCUCAUUCCUCCCUCAACCUCAGCAUCAAAUCAGAGCGGCUCUCCCCAGAGCACACCUGCUCCCCGGCCACGCCCCCUCUGCACCACAUGAUGCAUCACUCGCCUAUCAGCAGCGCGCAUUCCGUGGGCUCGAUCGGUCAGGAGCCGUAUGCAGCCAAUGAGAGGGAGGGCUUCCAUAAAGGGACGUACCCAGCUCAGCAUAAUGCGGCCAAGGCCCAGUCAGAAGAUAAGACUCGACCGCUCACUCGGCGAUUAGAGAUUGAGGAAGGGUGGCCCAGAUAGCUGGACGGCUGCUCCGGGGGGU